CCCGAGCAGCGAGCGACGCGCACAUCCCCGUCGCCAGCGCCCUCUACCGCCGCCGAGCGACACGCGAAACCCAGGAUCCACGACCAAGAAUCAGUGCGCAAGUCAUCAACAAUCAUUUAAAGCUGAGAAAAUUCAACGGAACUAGCAAGUCAUCAAAGUUACCAUAUCACCAAAGUAAUCCAGUCAUCGAUUAAACUUAAUCAUAGCACAUUACCAAGAAAACUACGUGUUUGUUCUAGAUCAGUGCGCAAGUCAUCAACAAUCAUUAAGAGUCGAGAAAAUUCAACGGAACUAGCAAUUCAUCAAAGUUACCAUAUCACCCAAGUAAUCUAGUCAUCGAUAAAACUUAGUCAUAGCACAUUACCUACUAAGAAAGCUACAGAAAAAGCAAGAAUCAAACUCUCGUAGUAACAUCUUUCGUUUAAACUGUCUUAGUCUGUAUGUAGGUAUUGAUCAACUAUCAUGUCACCGACCACAACUUACACGAUGAGAGGCCACGAUUCGCACGGAAAGGGAAACGAAUAAACUAAAAAUGGGUGAGGACCCUAGUUUUUGAAUGAGCGGGUCGAUCCGAUAGUGGAAACAUGAAGCACCGGCUGUCGAUGCUGAGUAAUUUCUUCUACCACCUGCGCAAGCGCUUAAAGAACAAAGCGAAGCGGAACAAAUACGACGUGUUGAGGUAAUCAAGAAGAAGAAAGGACGAUGCACAAGUUCGCGGAGCAACUCUUGAACCGGCUCAACGAGCUGGAGGAGCUGGAAGCGCUCAAAGACCAGGCCUUCCAAGACGACGCCCCCGCCGACGACGCCGAGGGUGAGAGCUCGAAAGGGGACCAAGACCAGGAGCCCUCCCGCACGCGGAAGUUCUUCCUGGACCCGAUCCGACGCUGGAACUCGUUCCACAACUCCCGCGAGCGGAAGCAGAAGAAGUGCCCGAACAACCUGCCCUACCUCCAGGCCCUGACCCAGCUGCGGAACCAGCAGGAGAAGGGCAUCAACCCGAAGGCCUACUCCUCGAAGAGCUUCAAGGACAAGCUCGUGCAGAGCCAGCCGUGCUCGCCCAAGUUCAGCAAGCCGAUGGUGAUGCCGAUCCGGGUGGCCGCCCGCACGGCGACGCUGUCCCUGACGAAGCUGGACCGGCUCUCGGGGAUCUCCCUGUCGGCCCGGCUCCAGGCGGUGACGAACAAGAAGUCGCGGCGGACCUCGUCCGACUCGUGCUACGAGACGGAGUCGCGGCUCGCCCACCACGACAAGGCCCUCUCGACGAGCAACCCGGAGGACGUGGCCAAGGGGGCCAAGGACGGCGAGCGGACGAUCGAGACGCAGAAGUCCGUCUCGGACGAGUCGGAGCUGGCCGGGAGCGCCCGGAGCAGCGGGCUCGGCAUCGGCGGCGGGGCCUCCGAGGUGGGUCUGGGCCUCGGCCUGGGCCUCAGCGCCGGGUCGUCGUCGGGCAAGGAGGCCCACGAGAAGGGCCACGACAAAGGCAAGAGGAUGCGCACCAACUCGAUGCCCGUCACCGAGUGGGCGGUCAAGCCCUGCAAGACGGCCCCGCGCAUCAUGGAGCUCCGCGUCGAGGAUGCCAUCAGCACGCCCAGUCGAAGUUUCGGGAAGAGGACUGGGGGCAGCGCGCGAAGACCUAACGAAUGUUUCGUUCUCGAACCGUCCGAGAUGAUAGUCAUUGACUAUCCAGAAGUUGCAGGGGCUCGGACUGGAUCCAACACCCGCGUCCCGGCCGUCAUGGACCGGGGCGUCAGCUUAGUCUUCGAUGAAACCUUUGGUACAAGGCCGGAGUUGUACCAGAAGAGCAACCGCAGCUCGCACUCUUCGGAUACGAGCUCAGCUUACUCUGGCAGUGAUACAAUGACAAGCGUCCACAGCUCUGUAGAAGCAGACGAAGUCGAUCUCUCCGGUCUGGUCGAAUCAAUAGUCGACUCAGAUGAAGAAGAUCUUGGAGAGAGCACAGAUAGCCUUGCCGUGCGAGAUACUGUGCGAGAAUGCUUGGAGAAAGAUCCCUCAGAACGAACAGAGGAUGAUGUAGAAAUCUUACUAGAAUUCACACAGCAUCUCAAAGCAUUCACAAACAUGACCUUAGCUGUGCGCCGAGCGCUCUGUAGUGUCAUGGUGUUUGCUGUGGUUGAGAAAGCUGGUACCCUGGUUAUGAACGAUGGUGAAGAACUGGACUCCUGGAGUGUUCUUAUCAAUGGCCACGUUGAAGUUGAACAUAGCAAUGGUUGCACUGAGCAGCUCCAUCUUGGUGAUAGUUUUGGCAUUUUACCAACAAUGGACAAACUUUACCAUCGUGGAGUAAUGCGAACAAAAUGUGACGAUUGUCAAUUUGUAUGUGUAACACAAACCGAUUACUACCGCAUUCAGCAUCAAGGCGCAGAAAACACCAGGCGGCACGAAGAUGCUCAGGGACGACUCGUUAUGGUCACAGAGCAGCGAGGCGCUUUAGACCAAGGAAGAAGAGGCCACGUUGUUAUUAGGGGAACUCCCGAACGGUUAAUGUUACAAUUAAUCGAAGAAAAUUCCGUGAUAGACCCAACUUAUGUUGAAGACUUUUUACUCACUCACCGUACCUUUAUAGAUAGUUCUAUUUUAGUAGCCAAUCAACUUUUACAAUGGUUUGAAGAACAAAGUGCGCGCGAUCGCGUGACAAGGGUAGUCUUACUAUGGGUUAACAAUCACUUCACUGACUUUGAAACGGAUCCAAUCAUGAUGGAGUUCCUGGAGAAGUUUGAAGCUGGUCUUGAGUCUGAGUCGAUGGACAGUCAACUCAGAUUGCUGAACAUCGCAUGUGCAGCCAAAGCUAGAGCUAGAACAAUUACACUUGCACGACCUUCGCGAGAUGAGGUUCUUCAUUUUUCUGUACUGGGCGGCUAUGAACGAGGCUUCGGAAUCUUCAUCUCUAAGGUUGACAAGCGGUCUAAAGCGGAGGAUGUUGGUUUGAAACGUGGAGAUCAAAUUUUAGAAGUAAAUGGUCAAAGUUUUGAGCAUGUUAGUCAUAAAAGAGCACUGGAGGUGUUACGAGGCACCACCCACCUUAGCAUCACCGUUAAAUCCAAUUUACUAGUUUUUAAAGAAAUGUUGUCAACACCUGACAACUCUCCGCGCUCGAGAGGCGGUCGAGCGAAAACAGCUGGAGAAAUAGCUAGAUUACAAGCUGAUCCUCGGGCACGGGGGGACCACCACACGCAUGCACCCAUGCCUCCUCCUCCGCCAUCACCCAGCGCCAAGACACCUGCGCAUAAAUCAAGCUCCGGGGGUGGUUUCAUGACUCUUGGCCCAAAGAAACGCCUGCAGAAAGCACUCAUGAAAAUGAAUAUCUUGCCAAAGAACAUCAUAACAGACGUUUGCGAUGACAGUUCCAUCCCCCACCAUCAGACGCACAAUGCCUCCCUGUACCAGCACUCGCACUCCAACCCUGAUCUAAUGUCGAUAUGUUACGACGACUUGCGGACCGACUACCCAGAACAUGUGUUAAAGGUCUAUAAGUCGGAUCAAACGUGCAAGUACCUGUUAGUUCACAAAGAAACAACAGCUCAUGAGGUCGUCAUGUUGGCACUUCAAGAGUUUGGUAUCACGGAACCCAGUUCCAAUUUCUCUUUAUGUGAGGUCUCAGUUGCUGAGGGUGGAAUCAUCAAGCAGAGACGCUUACCUGAUCAGUUGCAAAAUUUGGCAGAAAGAAUAGGCUUAAGUAGCAGGUAUUACUUGAAAAUGAAUGGAAGCACGGAAACAUUGGUGAGCGAUGACCUAGCAAGUGAACUGGUUCGGGAGAGUCAAGUGCACUUUUUACAGUUGAAUGCAGUGGAAGUUGCCAUUCAACUGACGCUUCAAGAUUUCAGUAUCUUUCGGCAAAUAGAGUCAACGGAGUAUGUGGACGAUCUUUUUGAUUUGAAGAGUCGCUAUGGAACACCAAUGCUGUCUCAGUUUGCCGAACUCGUAAACCGUGAAAUGUUUUGGGUGGUGACGGAAGUCUGCUCAGAGCACAAUCUAGUCAGGCGAUCAAAGAUUAUCAAGCAGUUUAUCAAGGUGGCGCGUCAGUGCAAAGAGUGUAAGAAUUUCAACUCUAUGUUCGCAAUUAUCUCCGGGUUGGGCCAUGGAGCUGUUAGCAGGUUAAGACUAUCAUGGGAAAAGUUACCGAGCAAGUACCAGCGAUUAUUUAGCGAUCUCCAAGACCUAAUGGAUCCAUCGCGCAAUAUGAGCAAAUAUCGGCAGUUGAUCUCUAGUGAACAAACUCAACCGCCAAUCAUUCCAUUUUAUCCAGUGGUGAAGAAAGAUCUAACCUUCAUUCAUUUAGGCAACGACUCACGAGUUGAGGGUUUGAUCAAUUUCGAGAAACUUAGAAUGAUUGCAAAAGAAGUUCGUACUCUGACAAAUAUGUGUUCAUCACCUUAUGAUCUCUUAACAAUGUUAGAAUUAGGAGGUCAACCACCAUCGAGUGCGAUGGUAGCGCUUAAUCAGCUCACAACGGGAGCUGCCAUUGGACAACAAGGUGUUACAACUGUCAAGCGACGGAAAAAGUCUGCUGGCGCUCCCAACCCUAAGAAGAUGUUCGAAGAGGCCCAAAUGGUGCGGCGUGUUAAAGCAUACUUGAACAAAAUGAAAGUUGUGGUAGAUGAGGACAAGCUACACGCUUUGUCGCUGGAAUGCGAAGGGAGCGGAAGUGGAAGCGGCCUCGGGCCGACGCCAGGAAGCGUGCCCAUUCGAAAGCGACACCCAUCACCCACCCUCUCCACGACUAGUUCGACCAGCUCCACCAGCGAAGGCAGGAAAAACAGAGCCCCCAAAUUCGGGUCAGCUUCGCCGCAGGCUGUUCGCAAGUUGCUCUCUCUUAGUGAAACGGGUAAAACAAGGCCUCAUCAGCCACGGCACCCUCCGCCAUCGCCAAGCCCAGGAGCGCCGCGCCGCAUCACAGGGGUCGGAGUGAACACGCACGAGCGUUCGCACAGCGACACUAGUGGUGGCGUACUCCCCCACUUCCACCCCCCUCCGCUCCUCUCAUCAGUAGAUCUGAAUGCGGAAAGCUCAAGCGUCACUAGUCUCUCUAACCUUCCGCUUAGAAAAACAUUGACAUCAGGGUCAGUAACCUCCAGUGAUUCUGGCAACUCGACCCAGCUCGAUUCCCAUUCGAAUAGCUCUGUAGAAACGACCGUUACCGGCGCGUCGCCGCCCUCACAAAUGAGACGCCAUUCUGUGAUGCAACCACCUGGCUAUGUUGGCCCUCGACCUCCAUUUCCACAUGCAGUUCAAGUGCUGCCCUCCAUUCCUUGUCACGGUAUCCCAAUUCGGGGUCGACCUCCAGCAUACAACGUAGCCGCUCAAAUGGCAGCUAGGAUCAACCGAUUUGGAAGGGCGCAUUCACUAGAGGGCGUUACCUCCUACUAUCACACUGACCAUGAUGAGGAUGAUGAUGACAAUGCACAAGUCUCGGCUGUUUAAAUGUUUCUUCCUUUGUCCUCUGCCUUUCCCGGAAAACUUAACAUUUUCGGACCCUCUCAUAUAGUGCCACUCUCUAGUUUAUUUUAGGAAGAAAUUAAGUUUGAAAAAUUGUGAUGUUACUUGAGUAAUAUUUAUGUCUGAUUAAAGUAUUUGUUUGUUUCUACUACGUUGAAUAUUUUUCAGGAACUGUGGAGAAACGAAACUCAUGUAAUUCUAGAU
Bemisia tabaci is the source of this 5658-nucleotide messenger RNA. RefSeq names its product PDZ domain-containing guanine nucleotide exchange factor (gene PDZ-GEF). Gene Ontology annotation, cellular component: apical plasma membrane; plasma membrane. NCBI's taxonomy places the organism in Eukaryota, Metazoa, Arthropoda, Insecta, Hemiptera, Aleyrodidae. The record is from RefSeq and is a predicted model, not a curated record. Gene Ontology annotation, biological process: Ras protein signal transduction. Gene Ontology annotation, molecular function: protein binding; guanyl-nucleotide exchange factor activity.